GUAGUUAUCCAACAUUCCUUUUACUAUUAUUUGGCUCUCAGACUUCGGUAUUUGCCUCGGCCUUAGGUUUUAAUCGCGGCUGCACCCCUGACUAUCGCCUUUGCCGUUGCUGGCCGUCGUCGCUGUCGGCUCUCAGUCCUCAGACCCUGUCCUCUUCACUCUGUUUUAGGCCUUCUCUCUUCCAGCGCGGUGGUUCUCUGUUGAAUUUUUUUGAAUAGCUAUUCCUUCCUAGAGGAAAGAAACUAUCAUAGUCUGGAUAUUGAUUUCAAAAGUCUUUAUUUUGCUUUUAAGAUUUUCAAUCAUGUCUUGGUGCACAAUCGAGUCAGAUCCAGGCGUAUUUACAGAACUUAUACAACAAAUGCAAGUGAAAGGAGUACAGGUUGAGGAGUUGUAUUCAUUGGACCUUGACUCACUCAACAGCCUUAGGCCUGUUUAUGGGUUGAUUUUUCUUUUCAAAUGGCGUCCAGGAGAAAAGGAUGACCGUGUCGUUAUCAAAGAUCCCAAUCCUAACUUGUUUUUUGCUAGCCAGGUAAUAAAUAAUGCUUGUGCAACACAAGCGAUCUUGUCUAUCCUUAUGAAUACACCAGAUAUUGACAUUGGACCAGAGUUGUCAAAAUUGAAAGAAUUUACCAAGAACUUCCCUCCUGAGCUGAAAGGAUUGGCUAUCAAUAACAGUGAAGCUAUUCGUACAGCCCAUAAUAGCUUUGCAAGGCCCGAACCUUUUGUCCCUGAUGAGCAGAAGGUUGCCGGGAAAGAUGACGAUGUUUACCAUUUUAUAAGUUACCUACCGGUGGAUGGGGUCCUCUAUGAGCUUGAUGGAUUAAAGGAGGGUCCCAUUAGCCUUGGUCAGUGCUCUGGCGGUCAAGGUGAUAUGGACUGGCUGAAGAUGGUGCAACCAGUGAUCCAGGAACGUAUUGAUAGGUAUUCCCAAAGUGAGAUAAGAUUUAAUCUCAUGGCAAUUAUCAAGAACAGGAAGGAGAUGUAUACGGCUGAACUGAAGGAGCUUCAGAAGAGGAGGGAGCGCAUCUUGCAGCAGCUGGCUGCAUCAAAAUCAGAGAGACUGAUGGAAAAUAGCAAUUACGAGGCCCUGAACAAUUCUCUCUCUGAAGUGAAUGCGGGGAUUGAAGCUGCUACUGAGAAGAUAUUGAUGGAGGAAGAAAAAUUCAAAAAAUGGAGAACUGAGAAUAUCCGCAGGAAGCACAACUAUAUACCCUUUCUGUUUAACUUUCUGAAGAUCCUUGCUGAGAAGAAGCAAUUAAAGCCGCUCAUUGAGAAGGCCAAGCAAAAAACAAGCAGCUCUCGGUGAAGAAUGUGGUCCAGUACUAGUAGUGAUACAGCCAUUUAUGUGUUCACAUUUUCUUAUUGUAAUCUGGUUUGAAUCUAAGAUUGUACCUGUUGUAUUAUGUUGCACCGGGUUUUCAUGGUUCAAGUAGUGCAUUGAGUAUGCAAAUUAACUGGGGUUUCAAGGAAUAAUUUCCUAUUACCGCUUA
Molecule: messenger RNA, 1490 nt
Organism: Neltuma alba
Lineage: Eukaryota; Viridiplantae; Streptophyta; Magnoliopsida; Fabales; Fabaceae
Product: ubiquitin carboxyl-terminal hydrolase 2
Exons: 7
Coding region: 302-1306 (334 amino acids)
Biological process (GO): protein deubiquitination; ubiquitin-dependent protein catabolic process
Cellular component (GO): cytoplasm
Molecular function (GO): cysteine-type deubiquitinase activity
Source: RefSeq, a predicted model, not a curated record